AGAAGAGGAAACUUCACAGGAAUCCUCCCGGAGGAGCUGACUAUGGAGGCUGACUCCCAGGUGUGCCAGAACUGCAGCACAAGCAAGGCAGGAGGGCAUCGCCGGUGUCACUGCUGCAGGCCUGGGAAGAGCGUGCCCUAGGUAUGCAGCAAGGCCUCCUGCUUUCUGCUAAGACAAUGAGCCUUUCUUUCUCCCCCACUUUAUCCUGAAGCAAAAGAAAUGUGGCCUCUGCCCACUGCACCCUCCACGGGGCCCACUGCCUGAGCUUCCUGGUCGUUUGCCCAGAAUGUGAGGAACCCGUCCCACGGUCAAAGAUGAAGGAGCAUGUGGACACUGUGCACCAACAGGCCAAGAAAAUCCAGCAGCACCCUGGCCAGUGCAAGUUCUGUGACCUGGCAGUGCACUUCAACAAGCUGGAUGUCCACGAGUUCCAUUGCGGCAGCCGGACGGAGCGCUGUCCACACUGCAACCAGCCCAUCGUUCUCCGAGUGCUGGCCCAGCACAAAGCUGUGUGUCUGCGUGCAAAGGCCAAGCCUGAGGAAGGGAAGGGAAAUGUAUCUCCUGGAAGAACCCAGUGUGAUUCCUGCAAACAGAUGAUUCCAGAAAAUAAGUAUGUCUCCCAUAUGAAACAAUGCCCCGCCUCAAAGACUGUGACAUAUCUUCAGGAUGGAAAGCCAAAAAUCCUUCCUCCGUCCCUUACGAGUCAGGUGACUGGAAAUCAAACAUCCUCAGCGAAGAAAGAUGUUCGCCCAAAGACAAAAACUAGAAACAGUGCAAGAAAGCAAAAAACAAAGGACCAAAAUGGCACCGUGGAUCUGCCUUUGAAGUCUGCAGUGCAGCAGAGGGCUGCUCUUCCUACGGGCGAUGAAGCAGCAGCCUAUGACAUCCUACGGAGGUGCCGUCAGUGUGGCAUCUUACUGCCCUUGCCCAUCCUAAAUCUGCACCAGGAGAAGUGCCUGAGGUUAGCUCAUCAAAAGAAAAACAAUUGAGGAGGAGCAGCUAGCUCUGGAAGAAAGAGACCCUAUGACUCAGAAGAUUUCCAGUUUCCCCUGGCUUCCCUGCUUCCUUGCGUGAUGGUCGCAACUUUGUUUUCUUUACCAAUCUCUGUAAUUGAUUUUUUUUCCUUUAAUUCUUGACAGUUUCAUAUGUUUACAAAGGUCUUGUAAGCAUACUUAUCCCAUUGCCUUUCCUCAUCCCCACCCCACUCCUGUGAACCCUCUUCUUCCCAGCAGCUCCCUUCCUACUGUGUGCGUGCGUGUUUGCAUGCGUGCAUGCACAUGCUAGCACACACAUGCAUAUGCAGGUCUUACGCAGGUCACCACAGCUGACGUGUGCCCAUGUUUGCAACAGCCAUGGAAAUGCUAGAUGCAGAAGAACACAUUUUAUAGCGUUCUACCCAGUCCCUAAUCCCCAGGCUCUCAUAAGCUUUCUGCCCCAUCUUCCACAAUGUCCCCUGGGCCUUGGAGGGGUGACGGUGUCUCAUUCUAGUUCAGGGCAGGGUAUGCAAUGUCACUCUCAGCACUUUGGGUGGCCUUUAUUUAGGAAAAGAGACAGGCUUUAGUGAUUGGGCUUCAGAAAAUUUCUGGGGCAUGAUCACUCAUAUUUGGCUCCAAAAUAAACUAUUUCUUCAUCUCC
Messenger RNA from Microtus oregoni (creeping vole), 1635 nucleotides. It is a transcript of the gene Xaf1, whose product is annotated as XIAP associated factor 1. The coding region runs from base 315 to 989 and encodes 224 amino acids. Gene Ontology annotation, biological process: apoptotic process. Lineage: Eukaryota; Metazoa; Chordata; Mammalia; Rodentia; Cricetidae. The record is from RefSeq and is a predicted model, not a curated record. The transcript has 6 exons.